UGCUGCUAGUGAUCAUGAAGUACAGUAUGAAUGAAUGAAUACAGUAUGAACUGUCCUCAGCACCUCAUCACACAAUAAAACAUCACACGACAUUAUAUUUAAUGCUCACUUUACUGGGAUUUUAUUUAGACGUUUCAAAACUAGAUUUAAACUAUAGGUUCAUGCUAUCACUUUGACUGUGCCACAAAACAUUUAUAUAUUAAAUUAGGAAUGUGUUAGUUAACAAACAUUUCCCCCUUUAACAGUGAUUAAGACGAACAUCGUAACCAUUUAAAAUAAAACAGUGAAAAACAAAAUGCAGUUGUUAAAGCAAUUAAUUCUUGUUAUUUAAAUGUAGAAACCCCUUAGUUAUGCAGAUAUUUUCCAGAUUUAUUUACGGUAUGUUGAUACUAAUAUAGAAUUAUUAUUUUACUUUCUGUCUCCUAGCUGCUUAGUGUGCCCCGAGUAAAACACAAUCUUAAACUCUCUCUUUCAAAAAAAAAUCUUAUAAUAUUACUUUUUAUUAUUUUUCACGCAUCAAUGUUUUCAUCUUCUUCAUCAUCGGCGCUUUCUUCCGAAGCGUCUCGCGGCGGUGGGCGGGGCUGACGCGUCAUGACGACGAUCCCGCGCGCCCAUUGGCCCGUGUCCCCCUGACGUCACGAUCAUGAUUAGAAUUGAUGAUCGGACGUUUUGAUUUCAUUGUCUAGUGAGGGGAUUGGUAAAGAAAUCUGCUGAAUUCGAGGGGUUCGUUGAUUUCUCUACAAAAGGUCUGAGGGCUCUGUCCUGGAUCGAGCAGGCCGUGUGUGUUUCCGUCAGCAGCUGAUAGAAGAGUCACGAUGGCCGGACGCUGGUGUGAAUAGACUGCAGGCGUCUCUGCCGUAUGUUGAGAUUGACCGCAGCUCAGCCUGGUUCCUGGGAUCUCUCAGCACAUCCAGCAGAGGGAUGGAAAAAUGGCUGGAAAAGAGGAGCAUUCACACUAUGAACCUGAGGUCUGUAUUCACAGCCGAGCAGCAGAGGAUCCUGGAGCGCUACUAUGAGAACGGCAUGACCAAUCAGAGCAAGAGCUGCUUCCAGCUCAUCCUGCAGUGUGCUCAAGAGACCAAGCUGGACUUCAGCGUGGUCAGAACAUGGGUAGGAAACAAGCGCCGGAAGCUGGCGUCGAAGGCGGACCAGAACGGCGCGGGCGCUCCAGUGCUGUCCCAUCAGCAUGUUUCGUGUGGCUCCGGCGGGGCGCUCGUGGCCGGCUCGGUGCUGACGGCGGAGAUGGCGGCCAUGAGGAGCAUCCAGCGGGGCCCUCCGGUGACCCACCUCCUCCCCCCGCAGGCCUCGUCCUCCUCUUCCUCCUCCUCUCCCUCCUCCUCCUCUCCUCUCAGCGACGUCAUUCUGACGGGCAUUUACGCCAACUGCUUCGAUGCUGGCGUUCACAACAGGACUGCGGCGAAAGCGCACGCCGACUUGGAGCAGCCCGCCGCGCAGAGGAAAUCCCCCAUCAUCCCCGGCGGCCCCAGCGUGCUCAAGUGCAGCCAGGCGCUCAAGCCCUUCCCCUCGAGAGACGUCACGGCCCCCAGCUGGGCCCCGCAGGGCCGAGCCUCGCAGCAGGCGUCCUGGCCCCAGAAGACCUCGGCGGCGCAGCGCGUUCCAGCAGACGCCGGCGCUCAGAUUAAACACGUCUUCGCUCUGGCCGGAUCGGAGCGGCCUCCAGACGCAAGGAAGACCAGGCCGGUCGAGGCGUCUGAGGUCUUCUCGAUCGCCAUGGAGACGGCCGACGCUGAGGACGAGUACUCCAGAGAAGAGGAGCUGGCCAACAUGGCCCUGCAGAUGCAGUGUGGGAAAGCCUCCUCCUCGCUGACCGACAGCCCGGGGCUCCACUCCUCAAACUCUGCUCUGUUUGGAGAGAAGGGAUGUCAAACCAGCAGCUCCUUACUGAGCAGAACGUCGCCCCCCGGCAGCUUCCCGCUCAAACUGCUCUCGCAGACGUCUGCCAGGAUACCCUGCCUCAAGGUAACAAGUAACAUGUCGGCUCCCUGGCUUCAGAGUAACUCACGGAAACGAACGCUGCAGGACAGGACUCAGUUCAGCGACAGGGAUGUGUUCACGCUGAAGCGCUACUGGGAUAACGGCAUGACCAGCCUGGGCUCUCUGUGCAAAGAGAAGAUCUCAGCGGCGGCCAGCGAGCUCAGAGUGGACUCUGAAAUCAUCAAGACGUGGAUCGGUAACCGCAGAAGGAAGUACCGUUUGAUGGGCAUUGAGAUUCCUCCGCCUAAAGGAGGGCCGGUCAGUUUCUCAAACCAGACCGCAGCUCAUUCCCCUCACCUCCCUGAAGACGAGCGGCAGUCUCCAGAGCUGGGAGAGGCCAGCGAACACAACGACGUCGUGUCGCUCUGUUUGUCUGACGAUGGAGCCAGUGAUUUUUAUCUGAAAGAAAAUGAUGAUGUGAACGAUGAAUCGGAUGGGUCCACCCCUGCUAAACAUGUGAAGAUUGAAAUCGUUGAAGAAGAAGAAGAAGAAGAAGAAGAUGAUGAUGAUGAUGGAGACAUGUUGACCACUGAGAUGGAACAGAUGCAAAACCUCUUAGAGUUCAGGACUGAAGAAGUGCAGUUUCUCGAGAAUGAGCUGCAGAGCCAGAAACAGAAGUUCUCAAAGCUGAAGAGCUUCACCAAAAGCCUGCUGAUCGCUGUGAAAAACAAAGACAGACAGAAACAGCAGGAGCUGUUAGCCAGUCUACCUCAGAAAGCGAAUGAGGACUGGGACCUGGGCCUGGAGAACCACAGCGAGUCCGGCGCCGUCCAGAAAGAGUCCUCUGUAUCAGAGGAGGAGGAGGACAUGGAUCAGAUGAGACUGUAGACGCAGGGCAGCUUCCACCUCUUCUGUUCCUCACACACGCCGCAUAGUGCCUGUGGAAACAAACCAGUAACUGUUGGGCCAAACCAGUCAUUUUCUACGGCAUAGGUCAUAUCAGACUGCCAUGGCCAGGUCCGGUACUAUCAAAUAAAUGCCACUAAGUCAACACGA
Puntigrus tetrazona (Sumatra barb) is the source of this 2991-nucleotide messenger RNA. It is a transcript of the gene hdx, whose product is annotated as highly divergent homeobox. NCBI's taxonomy places the organism in Eukaryota, Metazoa, Chordata, Actinopteri, Cypriniformes, Cyprinidae. The transcript is spliced from 11 exons. Gene Ontology annotation, biological process: regulation of transcription by RNA polymerase II. The coding region runs from base 922 to 2823 and encodes 633 amino acids. Gene Ontology annotation, molecular function: RNA polymerase II cis-regulatory region sequence-specific DNA binding; DNA-binding transcription factor activity, RNA polymerase II-specific. The record is from RefSeq and is a predicted model, not a curated record.